AUGUUCAGAAGCCCAGGGAUUCCCAGCUACCUGGGCACUUUCAAGUUCUCUGAGGAACAAGAUUUGAACAAGAAAAACUUAAGCCUCGUUGGAUUCCCGUGUCAAAGAAAAGCUCCAAGCUUUCAGAAAGAGUUCUUGCUUGAAGACAAAGAACAGCUUGCUAACCACAAAAGAGGGAUCGAUGCUCAGCUUUUAGCUGCCCUUCCUAAAGUUGCAGAAUUAAGAAAAAUCUUUGAACCAAAGAGGAAAGAAUUUUUAGAGAUGAAAAGAAAGGAAAGAAUUGCCCGGCGCUUAGAAGGAAUUGAAACCGACACGCAGCCCAUCCUCUUGCAGAGCUGCACGGGCUUGGUGACUCAUGGCCUGCUGGAGGAGGACACACCCAGAUACAUGCGUGCCUCAGACCCGGCCAGCCCGCACAUCGGUCGAUCAAAUGAAGAAGAAGAAACUUCAGAUUCUUCACUAGAAAAGCAGACUCGAUCCAAACAGUGCACAGAAACCUCAGGCAUCCAUGCUGACUCCCCCUACAGUUCAGGCAUCAUGGACACCCAGAACCUCGAGUCCAAAGCCGAAAGAAUUGCCAGGUACAAAGCAGAGAGAAGACGGCAGCUGGCAGAAAAGUAUGGGCUCACCCUGGACCCGGAACCGGACUCUGAAACUCCAUCUCGAUACAGCAGGUCCAGAAAGGACCCCGAGGCUGCAGAGAAAAGGGGGGGAAGAAGCGAGCGAUCAGUCGAGUCCAGCAGAGACUCCGGCUCGUCCUACUCCAGGACUGAGCUCUCGGGGCUCAGGACCUGCGUGGCUGAAUCCAAGGACUAUGGCCUGCACCGAAGCGACGGUGUUUCUGACACAGAGGUGCUGCUCAACGCAGAAAACCAAAGACGCGGUCAAGAGCCCAGUGCCACCGGGCUGGCCCGAGACCUGCCCCCUGCAGGGGAGGUCUCCUCUUCCUUCUCGUUCUCCGGGCGAGACUCUGCCCUCGGUGAAGUGCCAAGGUUCCCAAAGCCAGUGCACAGCCUGCCCAGUCCAUCACCUGGGCAGCCAGCCUCCCCAAGCCACUCCACCAGUGACCUGCCACUCCCUGCAGAGGCUCGAGCCAGUACCGGGAAACCCAAACAUGAGUGGUUUCUCCAGAAAGAUUCCGAAGGGGACACACCUUCACUUAUCAACUGGCCAUCCAGAGUUAAAGUUAGAGAAAAAUUGGUGCGAGAGGAGAGCGCUCGCAGCAGCCCUGAACUUGCCUCCGAGUCCUUAACUCAGAGGAGACACCAGACGGCGUCAGGCCAUUACCUGGCAUUUCAGUCAGAGAACUCGGCCUUCGAUAGGGUCUCGGGCAAGGUGGCCAGCUCUGCAAGACAGCCCAUCCGCGGCUACGUCCAGCCAGCGGAGCCCGUCCACACCAUCACGCUGGUGACCUCAGACACCCCAGAAAGCGUCUCCGAGGGCAGCUGGGCGGGCCCGCUCCCCCAGACUGUCACAAAGCCUCCCCCACCAAAGGUUCUAGAAGGUGAAAGAAGAGACACCCCAGUUCUCCAUAUUUGUGAAUCCAAAGCAGAAGACGUGCUCUUCUCUGAUGCUCUGGAGAAAAGCAGGAAGACCCUUGCGGUUUUGGAGGAUCAUGGGUCUGGGAGAAGCCAGGAAGCGCCCCCUGGAACCGGGGAUUUGAGUCAGCCCGCUGCUGGCACAGUUACUGCGGAACCUCAGAAGGAAUCAGAGAGCCUGGCCCGCCCGCCUACGGCUCAGCGGCAGCCCACCGAGAGGAUGGGCAGGAGUGAGAUGGUCAUGUACGUUCAGAGCGAGGCAGCGUCCCAAGGUCACAGGAAGGAGGCACCCCCGCGGAAACACAGGGUCCUCACCCGCUCCCUGUCCGACUGCACGGGCCCGCCGCAGCUCCAGGCCCUGAAGGCCAAGGCCCCGGCUCCCAAGCGAGAUGCCGAGUCACAGACCUCCAAGGCCGAGCUGGAACUGGGCCUGCUGGACACGAAGGUCUCAGUCGCCCAGCUCCGCAGUGCGUUCCUGGAGUCAGCCAGGGCCAGCAGGAAACCCGAGCUCCAUUCUCGGGUUGAGGGGUCAAGCGAAGGCCCUGGUGUGGAACGGGAGAGAGGGUCCCGGAAACCGAGGCGCUAUUUUUCUCCUGGUGAAAAUAGAAAGACUUCCGAGAGAUUUAGAACUCAACCCAUAACCUCGGCAGAACGAAAGGAAUCGGAUAGGUCAACUUCAAAUUCAGAAAUGCCAGCUGCCGAGGAUGAAGAAAAGGUCGAUGAGCGAGCGAGGCUGAGCGUUGCUGCGAAGAGGCUGCUCUUCAGGGAGAUGGAGAAAUCGUUUGAUGAGAAGAGCGUCCCGAAGCGCCGCUCCCGCAACGCGGCUGUGGAGCAGAGGCUGCGGCGCCUACAGGACCGGUCCCACACGCAGCCCGUCACCACCGAAGAGGUGGUCAUUGCAGCCACUGAACCUACCCCCGCUUCGUGCUCAGUGGCCACCCACCCUGUAAUGACAAGACAUCCUAGCCCCACUGUAGCUAAGAGUCCCGUGCAGCCUGCCAGAUUGCAGGCGUCUGCUCACCAAAAGGCAUUAGCCAGAGACCAGACAAAUGAGGGCAAAGACUCUGCUGAGCAGGGAGAACCCGACUCCUCCACUCUGAGCUUAGCGGAGAAGCUGGCCUUGUUUAACAAACUGUCCCAGCCGGUCUCAAAAGCCAUUUCAACGCGGAACAGAUUAGAUGUGAGACAGAGGAGGAUGAAUGCUCGUUAUCAAACCCAGCCGGUCACGCUUGGAGAGGUGGAACAGGUGCAGAGUGGCAAGCUCAUGGCCUUCUCUCCCACCGUUAACACAUCCGUGUCCACCGCAGCAUCUACCGUCCCCCCUAUGUACGCAGGGAAUCUUCGGACAAAGCCACUUCCGGAUGACAGCUUCGGUGCCACCGAGCAAAAGUUUGCUUCUUCGCUAGAAAACUCCAACUCCCCAGUUAGAAGCAUCCUGAAAUCCCAAGGCUGGCAGCCCUCGGUUGAGGGUGCUGGGAGCAAAGCAAUGUUGAGAGAAUAUGAAGAGACAGAAUGCAAGGGAGGCUUGACAGGUGGAGAUGGCGGGGUUACAAAGUACGCGUCCUUUGAGGAAGCAGAGCUGUCUUACCCUGUCCUCAGCAGAGUCCGAGAGGGAGACAGCCAUAAAGAACCCAUCUAUGCCCUUCCGAGGAAAGGAAGCCUGGAGCUUGCCUAUCCUCCCAUCACCCAGCUUGGUGAUGAGCUGAAGGAAUUUUCCACCCCAAAGAGCACCAUGCAGGUGAGCCCGGACUGGAAGGAGAGGCAGCUCUUUGAAGAGAAGGUGGACUUGGAGAAUGUCACAAAGAGGAAGUUUUCGCUGAAAGCGGCGGAGUUCGGGGAACCCACUUCUGAGCAGACCGGCGCGGCUGCUGGGAAACCGGCUGCUCCGACUGCAACCCCCGUGUCCUGGAAGCCGCAGGAUCCCUCCGAACAGCCUCAGGAGAAGCGGUAUCAGAGCCCAUGUGCGAUGUUUGCUGCUGGAGAGAUCAAAGCCCCGACGGUGGAGGGCAGCCUCGACUCCCCCAGCAAAACCAUGUCCAUUAAAGAAAGAUUAGCACUGUUGAAGAAGAGUGGUGAGGAAGACUGGAGAAACAGACUCAACAGAAAGCAGGAAUAUGGCAAAGCCUCCAUCACCAGCAGCCUGCACAUCCAAGAAACGGAGCAGUCACUCAAGAAGAAGCGGGUCACAGAAAGUCGAGAGAGCCAGAUGACUAUUGAAGAGAGAAAGCAUCUCAUCACCGUGAGAGAGGACGCCUGGAAGACCAGGGGCAAAGGAGCAGCCAACGACUCCACCCAGUUCACCGUGGCUGGCAGGAUGGUGAAGCGAGGUCUGGCGUCCCCCACUGCCAUCACCCCGGUAGCAUCCCCUAUUUGCAGCAAAACAAGGGGCACUACACCAGUUUCCAAACCUCUGGAAGAUAUAGAAGCCAGACCAGACAUGCAGUUAGAGUCGGACCUCAAGUUGGACAGGCUGGAAACCUUCCUAAGAAGGCUGAACAACAAAGUUGGUGGGAUGCAAGAAACAGUCCUCACUGUCACUGGGAAAUCGGUGAAAGAGGUGAUGAAGCCGGACGAUGAUGAAACCUUUGCCAAGUUUUACCGUAGCGUGGACUCCACUCUACCAAGAAGCCCCGUGGAGCUGGACGAGGAUUUUGAUGUCAUUUUUGAUCCUUAUGCCCCCAAGUUGACAUCCUCGGUGGCUGAGCACAAGCGUGCUGUGAGGCCCAAGCGCCGGGUCCAGGCUUCCAAAAACCCCCUGAAGAUGCUGGCCGCGAGGGAAGAUCUCCUGCAGGAGUACACUGAGCAGAGACUGAACGUGGCCUUCGUGGAGUCAAAGCGGAUGAAAGUCGAAAAGUUGUCCGCCAACUCCAGCUUCUCAGAAGUCACCCUGGCAGGGUUAGCCAGCAAAGAAAACUUCAGCAACGUCAGCCUGCGUAGCGUCAACCUGACAGAACAGAAUUCCAACAACAGCGCAGUGCCCUACAAGAAGCUGAUGCUGCUGCAGGUUAAAGGAAGAAGACACGUGCAGACGCGGCUGGUGGAGCCUCGCGCCUCCUCCCUCAACAGCGGGGACUGCUUCCUCCUGCUCUCGCCCCAUCACUGCUUCCUGUGGGUCGGAGAGUUUGCCAACGUGAUCGAGAAGGCAAAGGCCUCAGAACUCGCAAGUUUAAUUCAGACCAAGAGGGAACUUGGUUGUAGAGCAACUUACAUCCAGACUGUUGAAGAAGGAAUUAAUACACACACACAUGCAGCCAAAGAUUUCUGGAAGCUUCUGGGCGGCCAAGCCAGUUACCAAUCCGCCGGAGACCCAAAGGAGGAUGAGCUCUACGAAACGGCCAUAAUAGAAACCAACUGCAUUUACCGUUUGAUGGAUGACAAACUCGUCCCUGAUGAUGACUACUGGGGGAAGAUCCCAAAGUGCUCCCUCCUGCAGUCAAAAGAGGUACUAGUGUUUGAUUUUGGGAGUGAAGUUUACGUGUGGCAUGGAAAAGAAGUCACAUUAGCACAACGGAAAAUCGCCUUUCAGCUGGCAAAGCACUUGUGGAAUGGAACCUUUGACUACGAGAAUUGUGACAUCAACCCGCUGGAUCCUGGGGAAUGCAAUCCCCUCAUUCCCAGAAAAGGACAGGGGCGGCCUGACUGGGCAAUAUUUGGGAGACUUACAGAACACAACGAGACGAUCUUGUUCAAAGAGAAAUUUCUUGAUUGGACGGAACUGAAGAGACCUAAUGAGAAGAACGCCAGCGAACUUGCGCAGCACAAGGAUGAUGCCCGGGCGGAGGUCAAGCCUUACGAUGUGACGCGGAUGGUUCCGGUGCCCCAGACGACAGCCGGCACCGUGCUGGAUGGGGUCAACGUGGGCCGAGGCUAUGGGCUGGUGGAAGGGGACGACCGGAGGCAGUUUGAGAUCGCCAGCGUCUCGGUGGACGUCUGGCACAUCCUGGAGUUCGACUACAGCAGGCUCCCCAAGCAGAGCAUCGGGCAGUUCCACGAGGGCGACGCCUACGUGGUCAAGUGGAAGUUCAUCGUGAGCACCGCAGUGGGAAGCCGGCAGAAGGGGGAGCACUCGGUCAGGGUGGCUGGCAAAGAGAAGUGUGUCUACUUCUUCUGGCAAGGCCGCCAGUCGACCGUGAGCGAGAAGGGCACAUCGGCCCUGAUGACGGUGGAGCUGGACGAGGAAAGGGGGGCCCAGGUCCAAGUCCUGCAGGGCAAGGAGCCCCCCUGUUUCCUGCAGUGUUUCCAGGGGGGGAUGGUGGUCCACUCCGGGAGACGGGAGGAAGAGGAAGAAAACACACAAAGCGAGUGGCGGCUGUACUGUGUGCGCGGAGAGGUGCCCGUGGAGGGGAACUUGCUGGAGGUGGCCUGUCACUGCAGCAGCCUCAGGUCUAGGACGUCCAUGGUCGUCCUCAACGUCCACAAAGCCCUCAUCUACCUGUGGCACGGGUGCAAAGCCCAGGCCCACACGAAGGAGGUCGGACGGACUGCGGCCAAUAAGAUCAAGGACCAAUGUCCCCUGGAGGCCGGGCUGCACAGCAGCAGCAAAGUGACAAUCCACGAGUGUGAUGAAGGCUCGGAGCCCCUGGGCUUCUGGGAUGCUCUGGGGAGGAGAGACCGGAAAGCCUACGACUGCAUGCUUCAAGAUCCUGGAAAUUUUAACUUCACACCCCGCCUGUUCAUCCUCAGCAGCUCCUCUGGCGACUUCUCAGCCACAGAGUUCAUGUAUCCUGCCCGAGACCCCUCUGUGGUCAACUCUAUGCCCUUCCUGCAGGAAGACCUAUACAGCGCCCCACAGCCAGCACUUUUCCUUGUUGACAAUCACCAUGAGGUGUACCUCUGGCAAGGCUGGUGGCCCAUCGAGAAUAAGAUCACGGGCUCCGCGCGCAUCCGCUGGGCCUCGGACCGGAAGAGCGCCAUGGAGACAGUGCUGCAGUACUGCCGAGGGAAAAACCUGAAGAAGCCGCCCCCCAAGUCUUACCUCAUCCACGCUGGCCUGGAACCCUUGACCUUCACCAACAUGUUCCCCAGCUGGGAGCACAGAGAAGACAUUGCGGAAAUCACGGAGAUGGACACGGAAGUUUCAAAUCAGAUCACUCUAGUGGAGGAUGUCUUAGCCAAACUGUGUAAGACCAUUUACCCGCUGGCCGACCUCCUAGCCAGGCCACUCCCUGAGGGAGUUGACCCUCUGAAGCUGGAGAUCUAUCUCACCGACGAGGACUUCGAGUUUGCACUAGACAUGACCCGAGACGAGUACAAUGCACUGCCCGCUUGGAAGCAGGUGAACCUGAAGAAAGCAAAAGGUCUGUUCUGA
Molecule: messenger RNA, 6846 nt
Organism: Rangifer tarandus platyrhynchus (Svalbard reindeer)
Lineage: Eukaryota; Metazoa; Chordata; Mammalia; Artiodactyla; Cervidae
Source: the annotation of a GenBank genome assembly